Messenger RNA from Symbiodinium necroappetens, 846 nucleotides. Lineage: Eukaryota; Dinophyceae; Suessiales; Symbiodiniaceae. The record is from the annotation of a GenBank genome assembly.
AUGUACUUCUAUUUCGGUAGCCUGGGCGUUAUGUUCGCGCCCACCGAGAGUGUGUGCUCCUCGUACUUCUUUGUGAUGGGAGCUGUUUUGGUCGUGCCACAUGCUGACAGUGCUCAUGCGCAGGCAUGGUUGUGGAAAUAUUUGGUCCUGUGCAUACUGGCGCCAUACUAUUUGGCGGGAGGCUUCGGGAAGCUGCGAUACGCUGGUUGGAUGUCAGCUCUCACGGGAACUUGGAUUCAGCGAGACUUGUUGGGUUUCCCUUCCUUGUUUCCUGGCUUCAAUGCUUGGGUGGCCCGCACCCCGUUCAUGACAUUCCUAUUCUCGUUCGGGUGCAUGCUCGUCGAGUUCGUGGGGCCUUUGCUCGUCCUGGCCGUUGCUGGAGAGCCAUGCUCCAAAUUGGCAUUCUGGUCCGUGACAGCAUGGAGUUGCCUGGUCCUCUGCUUUCUCCUCGGAGCCUGGCUUUUCCUUUCACCGAACUUCAUUCGCCAGGUGCCUCUGACGAUCAUGAUUCUCUAUGGCCUCUGGGUUUCGGAGAGAUCCGAGGGCCACCGUGGCGAAUCUCAAGGCAUCUCAAUAUCAAUGUGCUACUGCAGAGUUGUCUUGGCUAUGGUUUUGUUCAGCGGGUGGUUUGCAGUUCAAGUGUGGUCAGAUCUGGCACAUCUCACCGGCGCAACCCCACAACUAUCAAAGCAUGAUCCAGCGUGGCCAAUCGGCGAGUUCGGAAUGUUCGUCUAUCCUUCGGAGACAUCAAACUACGUGCUGUCCUUGUCUCUCGAGACUCUGGUGUAUUUUGGCCUUUGUGUGAAGAAGUCACAAGACAUCUGGUCCGCAAAGAGCGGCAUAUGA